AUGUAUGCAUUUUCACAGCUGCAUAAGGUCUUGUGGGGAGAGGAAGGUUUCCUAGAAUUGCUGAGUUGUGAGGGACUCUGGUCCCACCCCCUGCAGUGCAGGAAACGUUUGGCCAAUGUGGGGUUCAAACUCACAACCCUCAUGCUCUGCCAAAUCAGACAUCUCAAACGGAAAACAAGAUUGAAGGUGAGAAAAUUUAUUAGGACUCCUAAAAGUGGGACUGUCUCUCUCUUCUGGGAAAAGGAAAGAAAAUGCAAAGCAAGAGCAACCCAUUUUUGUUUGGUUAUUUCUGUUGAUUUUGACUGA
This is a messenger RNA of Podarcis lilfordi (Lilford's wall lizard), 306 nucleotides long. Lineage: Eukaryota; Metazoa; Chordata; Lepidosauria; Squamata; Lacertidae. The record is from the annotation of a GenBank genome assembly.